Messenger RNA from Sporisorium graminicola, 4935 nucleotides. RefSeq lists its product as uncharacterized. The transcript has a single exon. Gene Ontology annotation, cellular component: chromosome passenger complex; spindle microtubule; spindle midzone. Gene Ontology annotation, molecular function: protein kinase activity; ATP binding. Gene Ontology annotation, biological process: regulation of cytokinesis; protein phosphorylation; mitotic spindle organization. The record is from RefSeq and is a predicted model, not a curated record. NCBI's taxonomy places the organism in Eukaryota, Fungi, Basidiomycota, Ustilaginomycetes, Ustilaginales, Ustilaginaceae. The coding region runs from base 1 to 4935 and encodes 1644 amino acids.
AUGAGUCAACCCGGCGCACGCAGAGCUUAUGGCCACCAUGGUGGUCAGAGCGGCGGCUCCACCAUAAAUCAGAAGGCCGCUCUCGCCUCGGCCUAUCAAGAGCUUGGCAAGGAGCUCGCCUCUUCCAAACUCAAGAUCGUCGGCAACUAUACCCUCCAGCGCCCCAUCGGCGAAGGCACCUUCGGUAAGGUCCGUCUCGGCCUUCACCGUCUUACCAACACUCGCGUCGCCAUCAAACAGAUACCCAAGGCUCACUCUGCCAGCCUCACCCGCGAGAUCCACCAUCACCGUCGUCUCCAUCAUCCCAAUGUCAUGCAGCUCUACGAGGUUAUCGCCACAGAACAGUACAUCUGGAUGGUCAGCGAAAUCUGCGCAGGCGGCGAACUCUACGACUAUCUGGUCGAGAAUCAAGUGCUUGCCGAACCCGAAGCUCGCCGCAUCUUUGGGCAACUUUGCCUCGCUGUCGCCUAUGUCCACAGCAAGGGCAUCGUCCAUCGCGAUCUUAAGCUCGAAAACAUUCUGCUAGAUGAGCGCUGCAACGUCAAGCUCGGCGACUUUGGCUUCACACGCGAGUUUGAACGCAACCGUCUCAUGGACACGUUUUGCGGUACCACGGGCUAUGCCUCGCCAGAGAUGCUUGCCGGAAAGAGGUAUACGGGCGAAGAGGUCGAUAUCUGGUCACUCGGUGUGAUUCUGUAUGCGCUUCUGUGCGGCGCUCUGCCGUUUGAUGACGACGACGAGGCCGUCAUGAAGCAAAAGAUCUUGCAGGGCGACUUUGACAUCCCCGAUUCCCUUUCUGAAGAGGCUCAAAGCCUCAUCACCUCCAUCCUGCAGCAAGACCCUACCAAACGCCCCAGCAUUCAGUCCAUUCUCUCUCACCCUUGGUUUUCAAAGAUGAUGGUUCACACUCCCAUGUCGACAGUAGAGGAAGAUGAGAACGCCACCGACUACUUCGCCAGCAAGCCUCCGGCCCAGGCUUCACCAACUUACCAGGCAGAGGUACCACGGCUUCCAUCAGAAGAGCCGCAGACCAACAUUGACACGGCCGAAAACCCAGAAACGGCGGCAGGGGGGGAUGUACAUCAAGGCCAUGAGUCUUCUGCAUCAGCCACUUCAGAGCAAAGCUACCAUUCGGCUCGCAGCGACAGCGAAUCGAGCGACCGUAGAUCUACCAACACCGACUUCACCGACCCAACCACCGCCGAUAGCCUCAGCCGCACCGACGAAGUGGCCGGAUUCGACGAUACUGUUGAUUCGAUCAAUCCUUCCUCCCAAACGCUUGCUCCGGCUACUUCGCAAACCGCAUCGCACGCGAGCAAGCACACGAUCAGCUUGCAUCGCAAUGAAUCUCAGACAACCAUCAGGCGAUUGGGAUCCAACGGCAGCGAUGCUUCUCUCGGUGGCAUUCCCCGACCGCCAACAAAGUCCACCUCCACAUCGCUUCCAACACACCAUGAGCUGCCGGCUGGAGCCGACGCCACGGCAGAAGACGCUCACGCUCCUUUGUAUCAGUCGGUCCCGCUAGCCAAGAGGGGUUCUCAGGGCUCGUCUCGCGGCCACCAUCGCACUCCAUCAAGGACCAAACGCCGCUCGCUCUCGUCUGGCGGCCUCUCGGAUCACCAUCCACCUCUGCUGGGUCGCAAGCCCGUCGACUACGUCUCGCAGCUCGCCGACCUGCAACCCGCCACUUUCUCUAGUAAUGUCGAGCAGAAUCUGCUCCACCAACUCAGCACGCUUGGUAUGGAUGUCGGUCAAAUGGUCCACAGCGUCGUUACCGACGCCUGCGAUGCUAGCGGUGCAACAUGGUGGAUGCUGCUGCGAAAGGCAAAGGACCGCCAAAGGGAGCAGCCUACCGUCAACUCACCCAUCAAUGAACCUGCUCCUCUUGCAGCCACGGCCCCCCUGCUUCCGAACAGUGCUGACCUGAGCGUGCCACCAGCGCCAGUCGACACGCAACCCCCGCCAGUCCCCUUUAAAGAUCCAGCGAGACGCUCCGAAGACAAGUCUCGGUCCAGGGAUCGAUCCACUUCGACUUUGACAGCCUUGACAUCCGAGCUUGCCAGCCUAGCAGAGGGAAGCAAUCGGCGUCUGCAGACCGUCGUCUCGCACGAGGAGCUCAACGUGUCAACUUUGCCCACCCUGCACGCUUCGACUUCCGAAAUCAUGAAGGAGUCGACGUCGACGCCAAAUCACCCUUCGCCCAUUCCGUCGUCUAGCUCCAUGCCUUUGGACCGCGUGGCUGUGUCGACCCCGCCGCCUCUCAACGGCCGAAGCGUGACGAGCACACCCGACUCUGCGACCGCCAGACCCAAAUCCCAGCAUCGUCACACCACUGCUGUCCCCAGCCCUUCGAAGCUGCAGCAGGUGGCGGCGAGUCUGAUAGGGAGCAGUCCGACUUCGGAAAUAUCAAAAACGCGUCGCUCUUCGCAGAUCGAUCGUCCCCGCAGUAACUCGCUCUCCGUCAAGCAAUUCGCACAAAGUGUCUUAGGCUCAAAGGACAAAGGGUUGGGUACACCACCGCCAGUGAUGCCACCGGACGAGGUGGUUGUGGCCGGUGAAGUGUUUCCCCUCGAACGAGCGAAGAGCCCGACCCUGUUCGGCCGCCGCACUACUGUCACGAAUGUCAAAGAAUCCAUGGUGGGCCGGCUUUCGAAUCCAUCGACACCCAAGAAGAGUGCCGUCGAAACAUCGGACAAGCCGCGGAAGAGCACAGGCAAGAAGAGCAGCGAAACCGAUCUCGACCGUGUCAAGGCGCUUGAACGCAGUGCCGAUUCCGCGUCGAGCUCUCCAUCGCGCUCUGCAACCGGACUUCAGCCAGGAUCAGUCUCCGCCGCCGAUUCUACACACGACAAGGUCGAUGGCGCCGUACCUUCCGCAUCGCAAGAUUCAUUCAGCACCAUGUCUGCUACGCCACAAGGGAGCGAAAAGAGCGGGACGCGUGGCAAAAGUGGUUCCUCGCUUUUGAAGACAGUGCGAACUUGGCUCGGAGGCAACGAAAAGCCAGCAAGAAAGUCCAAGGUCGACAAAAAGGGAAGCACAGCCUACCACGGUCUUGGUAUCGACGAUAGCAGCAUGACGAUAAGACCGCCUACCAGUACGCUCGGCACCUCUGGCAGCAUAUCGAGUCUCGCGAAUGGUACUCCCUCGCGGAAUGCCAGCAUGCGUCGAAGGUCGGCGCAAUAUCAUCAGAGCGCUGCGGUUCGACGUGGUGGACCGCGAAGCCCUCAUCUUGGCUCAGUCAGUCGAAGAUCGUCGAACGGCAGCUCGUACCAGCCUCAUCUAGAGCUUCCACCCAACAGCUUCCAGCAGAGCAUGAAUCGACCUGCGCACAUGAGGAGAAUGAGCGCAGGCAGCAUCACGCCCACCGCUACAUUGUACGGCGACCACAUCAAUGACUUGGGAGGUCCAGCGGCAGUGGUCUCUUCACGUCACAGUCGACCCUCGAGCUCUCAAUCUGUGGCGCAUUCCAGCGCCGCACCGCGCUCUGGAUUGCACGGCAAAGCGGGCUCGACGGGCAGCGCCAGCUCGAUCUAUCGUCACGGUCAAGCAGGCAGUACCUAUUCGACAGGAAGUGGACGAAGACAUCCACGACCAAGUCCGGACGGGGGCACCAUGGUGCGAAGACAUCGCACCUAUGCAUCGUCUACGGGCAGUCCGAGUCGUCACGGUUCGUUCCGUCAUGAGUCGCGGCCGUCGUCGAUCAAGUCUCGGGCCUCUUCGCCUGGCCGUGCCAUGACGGGCCUGAGCGAGUUUGGCGCCGACGCCGAAAUGGAUGCCGACGCCGGCGGUUCAGGCGCAAGGAGAUCAACGCGGAGUACGCCGCGCCAGUCUCUCGAGCUUCUCAGCCUGUCAGAACAUCGUUCAGAGGCACUUUUGCCACAGUCCCAUAACGAGCACCCGCACCAUCGGUCGCACCACCACCAGGUGGUGGCACAGAGCAUCUUUGUGGCUCACAAAUCGCGGUCGCCGUACCGUCCGCCUUCUGCCAAUCCGAACCUGCACGGAAGUCUUGUUCGCACCACAGCAUCGCAGUUGUCAGGACGAAGCAGUCUUCCGGGAACCUCCGACACGUCGGUUCACGUGACGUCCGGCGGCGCGACGGGACUGCCAGCGACGGGCACGGGCACGUGGCGAUACUCUUGGGGUCGGCCACCGCCGUGUUGGGCAGGCCCUGUCGAUCCGCCGCCUCCCAGUACGGAUGUUGCCUCCAAGAAUGCCGGAGAGAGCGGUGACGAGAUGGACGGCAGGCCCAAGCUGCGAGACGUGUUUGCCAAUCGAGAAGAUGACGACUGGACAGACGAGGAGGAAGAGCAGUCGUAUUCUGGUGGUCUCGGCCAGAUGGGUUCCCCCUCUUCCAUGUCGAGCACGCUGAACCGGGGCGAUCGGGUGGCUUCUUCGUCUCCGUACGCCACGCGCAACCUUGCAGCCCUGGGAGGCACGUUCUCGUCGAGUCAAGGCUCGACGAGUUACGAAUCGGCCUCCAACGCCUUCCGCGGAGCAGCGCCGUUCUCUACUCGCUAUGCGGGUGUUCGCAGCAUUUUCCAACAGCUUCCUCCUGCGGGAGGCGCCGCACCUGGGUUCGGAUCUCGCUCUCAUCACCAGCCCGUGUCGUUGAGCUUGGGGAACGAGUUUGCGCCGAAGCUGUUGUCGACUACGUUGCAUUCGCCAACCAAGGCGACGGCGAGUGCGGGGAUGGAUGGGUUAGUGGAGGGCAGUGCGGCGACGGGAGGAGGGGGCGAGGAAGCAGGCGAGAUGGCGGCGCAGGGUGGGUCGGGGCAGUCGCAGGCACAGGCACAGGCACAGGCACAGGCACAGGCACAGGCACAGUCGCAGCCGGGGCAGCAGCAACAGCAACAGCAGGCAGGUGGGAGUCGUAUUACCGCGUCUUUCCACAAACCUGCACAGAUUAUCGAGGAGGAGGAAGAAGAUGAAUGA